Messenger RNA from Hibiscus syriacus, 906 nucleotides. RefSeq names its product probable protein phosphatase 2C 8. The record is from RefSeq and is a predicted model, not a curated record. Gene Ontology annotation, molecular function: protein serine/threonine phosphatase activity. Gene Ontology annotation, biological process: protein dephosphorylation. NCBI's taxonomy places the organism in Eukaryota, Viridiplantae, Streptophyta, Magnoliopsida, Malvales, Malvaceae. Gene Ontology annotation, cellular component: nucleus; cytosol.
AUGGAGGAGAAUAUGCUAAUGACAUCAGAUUCCGGCGAAUUUAACUCCAAUAUCGGCGACGUUCCAACUUUAACAUGCAGGUCCCAUGGGGUAGUAUCGGUUAUUGGUAGGAGAAGAGAGAUAGAAGAUGUUGUGAAAGUAGGGUUAGGUUUGAUGGUGAGAGGAGGGGGAAAGUUUGAUUUUUAUAGAGUCUAUGACGGGCACGGCGGGCCCGGGGUGGCGGAGGAGUGUAAAGAAAGGUUUCAUAAACUGUUGGUGGAGGAGAUAGUGUUGGAAGGAAAUGGUAUUGACUUGGGAAGGGCUAUAACCCUCAGACCCGGUCUGACGAUGAACAGAUGUUUCGAGAAGAUGGAUGAAGAAGUGAGCCGAGGGAGGUUGGGGGAGGAGACGGUGGGUUCGACGGCGGUUGUGGCUGUAGUUGGGGCGAAUUGUGGAGACUCCAAAGCUAUGCUAUCGACGGGUGGUAUUGUUAUGGCCUUGUCUGACGAUCAUAAGCCCGAUAGGCCAGACGAACUGAAAAGAAUCGAAACUGCUGGUGGAAGGGUCAUAAAUUGGAAUGGCCAUCGUGUGCUAGGAGUAGUCGCUACUUCAAGAUCGAUAGGCGAUCAAUACCUUAAACCAUCUAUCAUAUCCGAACCAGACGUAAUCAAAAGAGAGUUAACCGAUGACGACGAGUUCCUCAUACUAGCUAGUGAUGGCCUGUGGGAUGUCGUGUCUAACGAAAUCACGUGUCGAGUAGUGAGGAAAUGUAUGAACAGUCGGAUUAAGAGAAGAUCUACUACGAUCGUUGACGGAAACCGCAACCGUGCUGUAGGAGCUGCUGCGGUGUUGGUUGAGCUCGCAAUGGCUCGGGGUAGCAAGGACAACAUUAGUGUUGUGAUUGUGGUGGAGUUAAAUAAACCCUAG